Messenger RNA from Rangifer tarandus platyrhynchus (Svalbard reindeer), 303 nucleotides. The record is from the annotation of a GenBank genome assembly. Lineage: Eukaryota; Metazoa; Chordata; Mammalia; Artiodactyla; Cervidae.
AUGCUGCACCAAAGCCUGGGCCGGCAGGCGCGGCCCUCAGGGGUCCUGGGCACCUGUCGGCGGAGCCGCCGGCCUGAACUUGGGCUGGGGGCAGCCACCUCGAGGCCCGUGGGCGGCUCGUGUGCGGGCUCUUCGUGUCGCUCCGCGCUGCCGGCCGAGCCUGGAGACAAGCGCCUUAAAGCCCGUCUGAGCCCCGCAGGUGUGUGUGGAGCGGGCAGCCCCGUCGGUGCGGUUCCAGUGGUCCCCUGGGGCCGCGAGCUGCGGGCAGAGCAGCUGGGGCGUCUUCGCGGUGCGUGCGUCUAG